Molecule: messenger RNA, 3694 nt
Organism: Zootermopsis nevadensis
Lineage: Eukaryota; Metazoa; Arthropoda; Insecta; Blattodea; Termopsidae
Source: RefSeq, a predicted model, not a curated record
CACGAAAGGCUCGCCCCCUCCUCUCGUUCCUAAUUACAUAACAUCAUUCAAUGCUGUGUCAUUGAUGACGCAGAGAAAACACUAGAAAAGCAAAUUAGUAUGUACAGCAGCGACCAGUUCCGUCAAGGAAGUUUUGUAUGCACAGAAAACGCGUUAUUCAUCGAGUCCUGCGUCACUCGCUACAAUUGCUCAACGCCGGACGGAGACGCGUCUCUGGUCCAUCGCCCGUCCUCACGGGAAUCAUUCUCUCAUAAACGCUCGACUAAACCGACCGGAGGUCACGAGAUACGAACACUUUACCUGAGCUCACACCAGGAGACGAAGCUCUUACCAGCAGAGGCCGACGGCAGCCACCAGAGGGCACCAGUCGCCGCUGCAGGUCAUCGUUGAAGAGGCGGGCCUUCAGCAUAUUCGUCGCAGGAAGCAGUUGAUACCGCGCGCUCGACUGGUCCACCAUCACAAGCGAAGGUCGCCCCUGGUACCGAGGGCGAGGCCCCUUCUACUCACGCCGCCCCCUGACUUCAGAAGUGAAGACUGCGGGAUCCUACCUCGUGACCUCGCCUUACCCUGGGCGACAGCCACAGACCGGCGGAGAGACGGCAAAGCCGCGAGGGUCGCGAAUGUUGACGAAGACGGGCGGAACAGGAAAAGUGUAACUGAGACCAUCACUAACUCGGAAGUUAAGAGAUACAAGACAACAUCUGAAUCUGCGGAAGAAACCACUCGGGUAACUACUGACGAAAUAGAACACGCAAUUCAAGGUUCUGGUAACGACAGUUCAAAGAAAACACGUCUUCCUGAAGACCCGAAAGGGAGAUCUACAAAGACGAAUCAGAGACCUCCAAGUCCUGCAGGAGAUUCUGCAAACACAGCGCAAAACGAUACAGGGGAAUCUCCAAACAGAACCCCGGGUUUCAUAAGCGACGCUGUGAAGAGUGAAUCUACAACCAAAAAACCAAAUUCUGCGUCUGAACGAGGGUGUGAGGAAAGAGUCGAGAAUCCCACACGACGCACAGGAAGUACGUUUAAGAUCUCUGCAGGCCAGAGUGCGAAGAGACGCGAGGAUUCAUCAACAGGAGAAACUGAGAAGAGAAGCCAAGACGAAUCAACGACGAGAAGCGUUUACGGGCACCCGCGAGAGAAAAGUUGGUCAGUCACUGAGGACCUUGCAAGUAGAGGAAAGGACACUCCGGGCCCGGGCAGGCUCCAACGGGAGAUAGGACACACGGACUGUGGGGAGGGAGUCCGUACAAAGACGAAGCCAGACUCCGCACAGACGACGCGCGAGUUCUCAGGCGACGAAAGAAAACAGGCGAAAAGAACGGGCGGAAGGCACAUUUCAAGUGACAGACACAAACCACGACAAGUCCCUGAAAAUAAAAGCUCCGCAGGAAAUCAGCCCAGCAGCGAAGACAGAGGAGGUCAAGACUCUGCAGAGAAAAAUACAGAGGAAUCGACGCAGGUCGCACCAGAAGCCACGAUGUCCAGGAGACCGCAAGUGAUGCGGAUCACGGACUCCGCGACGACCUCCUGCAAGCCGCGGGUCGGGGAAAAACACGACGUGGUCAGAGCCCGGCAAGGAGAAGGAAGCCGCGCGAGUGGCACUCGCGAACUCAGGAGCAUCUUCGAGGUAGGACCACAAACUACGCCGCCCCUAAAAGCCUCCGGAACCGCACCGGAAAUUCUGCCGCCCUCUGGUGACACGACAAAGCCGAUGUCGAACUCCGCCUUGCGGGCGGAGAAAUCGUCAAGUGGAUCGAAGGUCAACUCGCCUCCCGGCCCAAAGAUCGCGGUUUCCAGGGCGACCACCUGCAACGGCCAGGAAGCACCGUCUACUAUCGGCAGGUCAGUUUCAGACGAUCACAAGGUGGCGGCAUUUGACGGCCUCCUUCAGUACCUACAGGACUGCAAGCAUGGUCUCCGCGAGCUCCUGGUGAACAACAACGUGGUCAUCAUAGAACCCGUCAGGCAGUCCGCAGCGAUUUUCCAAGAGCGGAAGUCAGCGUCCGAAAGCACGUGCCGGAUAACCGGAGCCACCGUCAAGAAAAACAGAGACACAUCGGCGUCGAACACUCUGCCGAGACAGCAGCCGAUACUACGACGGCACUUUUUCUACCACCCGGUCAGAAGCAACAGAGAACUCGUCGACGAGGAACUCCCGGACCCUGACAAAGUAAGACACGCCAGAGAAAUGUUUGAGAGAACGGUGAAAAUUCAGGACACGCGCAAAGGAGAUCUUUCAAACGCCAACGUCGCAAUCAGAAGUUCGGCGGCGAAGACGACCGACACGUCGAAAUCCGAGGACAAAAUCAAGAGAAGGUAUCUGACGGUGGACACGGUCUUCAGACACGACGCCCUGCACAAGCGAUGGACGGACUCCGGGAGUCUGUCGUCUGGUGUCAGCAGCGACCUGAGCUGCUGCGAGACCGACGUCGAGUCUGCCGACGCCCUCAGUCGCAGAGAGGACGCGUUCAGCGACGACAACGACGAGGGUCACUACGUACCACCGGAAGUCCUGGAGAGGAUCCGGGCGUGCGGAACGACCGUCACGUACUACGGAGGACAAGUAAUCUCAGCGAGCGACGGCCCGGUGCGCAGUCCGAUCACCUUGGCCAUCAUGGACGAAAUACAGAGGAGCAAGGGACAAGGAGAUCGUCUCACCCGGGAGCAGUGUCUGGGAGUGAAGUUUCGGCUCGUAAAGAGCAACAGCUGUGGGAGUCGCCUGGAGCUGGCAGGAACCGAGGACGAGCAUUCGUGGAAGAAACCAGACACGAGCACCGACGACGAGACAGGGAACGAAGACCAGGUCAGGGAAAACGGACAACGGUCUUCGACAACCGCGCGUUGGGACGGCGGGUCCAUACCUGACCAGGCCAAUACAUACGACAGAGUUAUGUGCUUUUCACCAGAGAAGUCAAAACGUCUUGAAAGGGGCAGUAAGACAUUCUUCGACGACAUGGAAUUUGAAGUAUUUGAAAUAGCUGAAGAUUCUCUGAACGUGAUAGAAGAACAGGACAUCGAAUGCGACAGCAGUGACGAGGACGGCGUCAGGAAAUCGGACCUGCGUGGUGGAAGGGACGUCGAUGUCCCUGUGGGAAAGCAAGAACCGAACGAUUCGGAAGAAACGUUACAAAGGUCAACUUCGAGAGCAAAAGACGACGUUCAAAUGACCACGUGGGCGUCACGAUCGGCGUCGUCUGAGAAUAGAGGCUGUCCGUCAACCCAAAUGUCAUGGCCGAACCACACUUCGUGCUGAAUAUUUGUCUUCAGCAGAAGACUGUCGAAAUUCAAGCUUCAGAGCCAUGAAAUACUUCGAGGCGAAGAAGCAGACGUUCCAAAUUGUCUGCACAUCACAUUUCCCAGAGAAACACGUGUUUCAAUCUGCCCCAAGUGACCUAAAGUUUGUCACUUUCAAUGCUACGAACGGAUAUACUGCCGCUGAAAAACCAACUACGUCUCUCCGGGCACAUUUCGCUUCCAAGAACAGUGUACAUAUGUUAGGGAAUGGCUACUUAUUUCGGGCAUAGAGAUUAAUAGUUUAUAAAAUAUCAGUAGUAACGUAUGAUUAAAAGCAUCGUAUACUAAUUAUAAUUCUAGAACAUUGGGUGCGUAUAUGUGAGACUGUGCAGAUACUGAACUCUGAUAUCCACAAUGUACUAAAUGAAAUUUUGAAAUAAAAGUUCACGUAAGACAA